GGUGAGAGUGAGAAGGAAACCUCUGGGUCAUCCUAAAGGACUUCCUUCGUCAGCUUUUGCGGGAUUCCCAAGCUGUUGGGAGGCCAGCGUUUUCCAACUAGGGCUCACAUCCAGGUCUCCUUUCCUCGGCAUUCACAACAGCCUCCUCCCAAGGAGCCUUCUGAGUUGAACCGCCAGGUGGCGCAUCUCUCGAAGGAAAUACAUCUCUGUCAUAAAUGGAGGGGUAGUUGCCUGGCAACCAAAAACUGGGCGUUCCAAACAAUUGGGACCGGGGAUCCUGUACGAGACAGGUCUGUGCUGCGGCUGCGCUAAUCUCCUGGGACUAAGCCAGAGUCUUUGGGCCUUUAAGUAUGCCUCACUCUCAGGAAUCUUUCUCGCACCCUACCUUAAGUGAAGAAGACUCACACUUGGGAAGUCUGCGGGCUUCUAAGAAAUCAUCGUUUAAGAACCCAACUCACCUUGCUCAGCAGCAGGAACCCUGGAGUCGGCUCAACUCAACUCCCACAUUUACCUCCAUGAGGCGAGACGCCUGCUUUUUUGAUCCCAAGAUGCCAAAGGAUGAUCUGGAUUUCCGCUUAGCAGCCUUGUAUGACCACCACACUGGGGCAUUCAAGAACAAAACUGAGAUACUGUUGCACCAGGAGACCAUUCAGGAUAAGCAUGGCAAGAUCCAGUUUCCUGGAGAAUGUUUCCACUCCCCUGCGGCCCCCAUCACUUCCCGGGCUAACAUCAUCAGACACUGGAUCAACCCUAAGAAAGAAUCCAUCCACAGCAUCCAGGGAUCCAUAGUGUCUCCUCACACGGCAGCCACCAAUGGAGGUUACUCCCGAAAAAAUGAUGGUGGCUUCUUCUCCACCUAGUGGUGAGAACUGGGUUAAUUUCGUCAUGGUGGGACAUCCGGCUGCCCCUUCUUCAUUAAAUAGGUUUGUUCAAAAUGAA
This is a messenger RNA of Peromyscus leucopus (white-footed mouse), 939 nucleotides long. RefSeq names its product chromosome 6 C1orf194 homolog (gene Cfap276). The coding region runs from base 351 to 860 and encodes 169 amino acids. The transcript has 5 exons. The record is from RefSeq and is a predicted model, not a curated record. Lineage: Eukaryota; Metazoa; Chordata; Mammalia; Rodentia; Cricetidae.